UGCACUCUGUGUGAGUAUGAAGGCGGGGAGGAGUUGUGCUUGCCUGGGCUGAUUAGCAACAAACAGAAGGUUGCGAGUUUAAAAUGUGGAUUAUUUGACCUCCACGGUGGACUUUGUUGUCACUACAGCGGUCGUUGGAGGCGGCGAUGGUGAGCUGAUAGCUGCGUCAUCAUGUUGCUUCCGACUCGAGUUGACCGAAAGAAAUCUCAAGUUAACGAAGCCGCCUGCAGUCAUCCAGCUCCCUGGGCCACUCCCGACCACCGGAGGACGAGGCUGCCGAAGGGAGCUUGCUAAUAUCUACGGCUGACUUUUACAUCACUUGGCGCGAUUCCUUCCUGCCUGCUUGCCUGCUUCCAUUUAUUAUCUCCACUCAGUCCAAAACAUGUCCGUCGGAGUGGCCUUAAGCAGUUAAAAAGCCACAAAAAACAACCAACUGUAGUCAUAUAAAUAUUUGUUUUUGACGAGAGUGUUAUGAUAAGUGAUGCCCUCGAUGACAGCUUGGCGACUAAUCAGGAGCCUGAUUGGCACUUUCGCCACUGACCUUUUUAAAUUAAUUUAAACUAGAUAUCCAUCUAGAAAAACAAUUUAGCAUAUCAAGCAUACCAGGGUGUUACAGUGAGUUUUUUUUGGAUAGUUCCCCCCCUCAGCCAGCCUCAGCAGGUCAAAGUUCCGUCCUAUCAGGGUACAAAAGGCACCGACUAUGGCCGUGAAGGCGACGACUUGUCCCCCCAACCCUUGGUCGGGUGAAACGUCCGCAAACUUCGAGUGGAUCGACGGGUUGCUCUACCGAAAGAAGCUCGAAAGAGGCUACAUCAACUACCGGGAGGUUUUAGAUGAGGACCGGAGACUUGAGGUCAUCUCCGUGUUCCACCGGCGACGGCGUGACCAGCGUCACCUCUCCCUGGAGGAGACCUACAAAAGUGUGGCAGAGAACUACUGGUGGGACGGGAUGUACUUCCACAUCCGAGAUUUUGUCCUGGGCUGUCCCGAGUGUAAGAUCCAACAGAGAAAGAAGACUGAGGGGCUCCGUGACAGAGGAUGCGUCACAAAGACGAUGGCGUCGCACUGCUCUGAUGUGCUCAGCAAGCUGAAGUGUCAGAGGGAGGCGGGGAUGUUCUGUGAUAUCACUCUGCGCACUAACGGGCAAGCCUACGCCGCACACCGAGCCGUGCUGGCCGCCGUCAGCGAUCACUUCCAAGAAAUCUUUACAGAGAUGGACUCCAGCAUGAAAGGAGACGUAGAUCUCACUGGCUUCAGGGAGGACAGCCUUUUGUCUCUGCUGGAUUUCUCCUACUCCUCCACCCUGUGUGUUCGCUGGGAGGACCUCCCCGAAGUCAUCACCAUGGCCCGCCAUCUUGGCAUGUGGCCCGCCGUGGAAGCCUGCUCUGCUCUCAUGAAGGAGCAGGAACACGUCGUUCAUCCUAGCCGGGACUUAACGUUAAGCUACGGCGGCAUUUGCGGUUUGCGUCACCGCCAGCAGACGGAAGCCAAAAGGAAAAGGGUUUUAGAUUUAGAGGAGAACAUUAACGAUGGCUUCAAACUGACGUUGGAUACAUCAGACGAGUCCACCGAGUGGAGUCCCAAUUUGCGUAGAGGGCAGAAUCUGAGAGGUCACAACGGUCUCCCCGUGAGUCCCUCACACAGGAUGAAGCUCAUGGACUUUAAAACUCCCUCGUCCAAGAAGCCCACUGCGUCCAGGACCACGGUUACCACCCCACAGUCGAAGGAUUACUCCUCCAUGUCGCCAUCAAGCACGCGUCUUCUCCGUUCAAGUCCCGGUGCUGCUCAGAAGGUUCAAAGAUUGCUGUCCAUGUCGGAGAGCCCUCAACGCAACAGGAAGACUCACUCCAUCCAACAGAUGUCGGGUACAGCCAGAUCCAGGUCCAGUCCAGUUUGCAGCCCAGUCAGGGUGAAGCAGGAAGAGGAGGAGGUGGCGGUGGAUGAGGAGGAUUAUGCCCGAGAGCAAGAGAAGUACAAGCUGAUGAAUGUUCUCGGCCUGCAGAGGACCGCCCUCCUGCCCAGACCGGAAGAUCUGAUUGGUUGGCGGCAGAAGAAACGACUCAGGAAGCUUAAAGCCAACAACUACUCACUGACCAAGAGGCGAAAACCCCGCUGCACCGUACCGGCGAUACCUUUUGGACCCGUGACACUGGCGCUACCCCUCUGUGCCCCCGUCAACAGUCUGCUCCUCAACAAGGCGGGGAAGACCAAGUCUGGAGCUCCACACAUAGUAGAAGGAAUUACCAAGAGGCAAAAGCCGAAUAAACAAAUACCUCCCAGCGACCGGAGAAUGCGGAGUCAAGGCGCUUUACCAGAUCUGUUCCAACCCGGCUUCAGGGGGCGGGAACUCAGGCGGUCCGUGAGGAGCAGCGGAAGUGUCCAUCCUCCUGUUCAGCACUCCCUGCGGCUUAACUCCAAAAAGAUUUCAGUCAGGAUCAAAUCAGAACCCUCUGAAUACUCAAUCUCAGGUCUCUCUCCCGUAUCAAACCAUCACCGCAGAGCCGCACCUUCUCAGACCACAGCGGCCAGGAAGAUCACAGUCGAGCCCGUCAAGACGCCGCGCUACAACAGCAGCCGCAUGGUGACAAAAGCCAAGCCCAGGCGGGGCAGCGCAAGAGAAGCGGAGAAGCCGAGGGGCGCUUCCAGGAAGGCCCCGAGGGAGGACACGGGCACCGGGAGAACCGUCAAUGAUAAUGAACCCGGUGGGUUCCAGUUCUCAGAGCCCUCUUCCACGCCGUCCAUCUACAACCACCCUCUGUAUAAAGUCAUCAAAGAGGAGCCAACGGAUCCCGUUCCGGUUGGUGGACCUUUCCCGGAUCCUCCCUCUCCGGACCUGGGCAAGCGCCAGAGCAAACCCCCCAUCAAACUACUGGAUUCUGGCUUCCUGUUCAGCUUCUGCAGGCCGGCAGGAGCCCCCAUGGUGGGGAUCAAGAAGGAGGAGGAGAGUGUGGACAUCUGUCUGACGCGCUCCGUGUCGCAAGUCGGUGAGAAGUUUGGAGCCAACCACAGGGCGCUGAGAGCCAGAGGACCACCCCCUGCCUUGGCGGUGGUGAAGAGGGAGCGGGAGGAGAGGGGCGAGAGACCAAGCAGAGUCCAGAGACCCGGGUCCAGCUCCAGAAAUAACAGUGUACCUCUGGCCAGUUCCAGGGGGGCGAAGGCUACACUGAUCGUACCAAAGCAAGAGCCUAACCCCCUCCCUGUGAGCAGCAGGGGCUGUGUCGUGAUCGACUCCGUUCGGGCCAGGGCCAGGCUAAAGCAGCUGAGGGGGCCACGCAGCCAAGCCCCAAAAGUCCCAAAGGCGGCCCACGCCUGCCUGCAGUGCGCCGCCUCCUACAGGGACUGUGACGCUCUCAUCAUGCAUCGCCUCAGGCACGUCGAGGGCAAGCACUGGCCGUGUCCGCUUUGCAGUAAGACCUUCUUUCGACUCAGGAAUGUACGGAACCACAUCCGCACCCACGACCCCAAGUUGUACAAAUGCAGGAGCUGCAUUAUCGCGGGUUCCUGAGGGGGCGCGGUCGGCAACCCUGCCUGGAAAAGCACCAAAUAUCAGACACCGACAUGACCAAGCAGGGGAAGAGGAAGUCACCCGAUGGAUCCGAAGCGUGUACAUAAACGGAUCCGUCAUUAACACAAGCACAACGGUCUGUAAAGGAGGCGUGACCGCUCUUUGAUUUCUAAUCUAAUGGUAGCUGGCUGUCACCGUGAUAUUUAAAUAACCAAACCAAGGCUGCUGUGUCCGUUUCCCAAAAAACAAGAGGUUCAUCCUUGAACGUUACACUCAGGGGGUGGGGAAUGUGACGCCACCUUGAUUCCUCACACUCGCACUCACACACACACACACACACAAAUACACACUAACUACACUUGUGUAUAACAAUGGAAAAACGUGAUUGUUUUAUCUAUUAUAGCGUAACAUAUUUGUCAUCAGUCCUAUAUGUAUAUAGAAUUUGGAGUGCACUUAUAUCUUAAGCUUAUGUUGUAAACCUAAGAGCUAGUGAUAAAAGAUUGGGGGGGGGGCACGGAGUAGACAUCCACGGCGGGAAUACUUGAAGUGAAACAGGCGUCUGAAGGGAAUACUUGAAGCCGAUGGCGAGGGUUUAAGACGAUCCUUCGGGUGUUUCGUUGGGUCUUUUGUCCGUUUUAGGUGUGCUUAACUUCUUAAUGACUUCAGUCGUCUCCGCCUCCGCCUUCCCCGCGUUAUGAUCCACUCAUAAUCCAUGCAUUGGGACUGUUGACAACACUGCAUGUGUAUCCGUUUUUUGCAACGUGACUGCGUCCUGAAUUUUAUUUUUAGGAAUCGUAUCCAUCCCUUCCACCACCUUUUAAGCCGUUUUACUUAGAAUAUGCCUCCUAAUGGAUAAAUGCAACGUGUGCACAUAUAAAAAGAUGGUUAUGAUUCACAAAUUGAUUAAUUUUUCAAAGAUUUCGCUGUCUGUAUUCAGCAGACUGAAUGAAUAGAUUUUUGACUUUUAUAAUAAUGUUGCUUUAAUGACCUUAUUGCUUUUUUUUGUAUACUUGGCGUGUACUGUCUUCUAUUGUGGGAGACAGAUUUAUAUUUGACAGAUAUUUAACGGGGUUCUGUUCAAAUGCACAUAAAUUUAGACGACAAGAGUAUUUAUGUAAAAUGCUGAGACAGUCUUGUGGUUUGGACUCGUCACAAUUAGCCAACAUGUUAUUGUCUUGGACGUUUUGGAAAUAGAACAAUUUAAAAAUGCAUUGCUGUGCUUCUGUGGCCGGGUCUGGGGAUGUUUGAAUUUUAUCAAUAAAUCUACAUAAAUAUAUAACAUCAAGUGUAUUUAAAAAAAAUCCCAUGUUCAUUAUUGUUCUUGUGGUGUAUAACUGCUUUAUAUUUCUAAUAUUUUGUCCCUUAUACACCUGAGAUACUUUUAAUAUGCUGGAGAACCAUCCAAUCUACCCACAUUACCUGUAGUGGACACAAGAGGGCAGUAUCGGACAAAGGUGGUUGCUUAAAUAUAACGCUGCAAAAUGGUUCCAACCAUAUCCAGCAAAACCCCCCACCCUCCAGUCCAGUGAGGUAGUGAUCAGGAUGUCACCAUAGUAACAUUUCAUUGAAAGUAUGUGCUAAGGAUGAGGACACUACAGCAAAUGUUAUGAAAUGCGGCCACAUAACUGGAAGGUCGUAGCUCUUAUUCAAUCUGUUAGUAGCCCCUGUAGCAUAUACUCUGGUAUUCAUUCAUCUUUCAUAGCGUUCAUACGGUUUUGAUUGAUGGUAGUAUUGACAGAAAUAAAAAUGAAAGCAUCCCUAAUAGCUGAUGGUUGUUAUGUAAUUACCCCAUAAGGGAGCCUAGGGACGUUUUGUGCCAUUUUGGCUAUGUUUAAUGAAUGUAGGUGGAAUUUAUUAAGGGUUUUCAUUCAAAAAAUGUUUUUUAAUUUUAUGUUUUCCUCAAAUUAUGACAACAAGAGCUUAAAAAAAAAGCCACACACUUGCACAAAAUAUCCCAUUGAAAACCAAGUAAUGAAAUCCUUUAACAUUUCAAUUUAGGCCGCAGACUUUUUCAUAUCUUUCCACCAGAUGGCGCUACUUUUUCCCCAUUCCAAGCUUGGGGGUGGGGGCUUGUGUGUAUGUAAACAAAAUAGUUUCAUUUAUUCAUUCAU
Doryrhamphus excisus (bluestripe pipefish) is the source of this 5616-nucleotide messenger RNA. RefSeq lists its product as uncharacterized. Gene Ontology annotation, biological process: regulation of transcription by RNA polymerase II. NCBI's taxonomy places the organism in Eukaryota, Metazoa, Chordata, Actinopteri, Syngnathiformes, Syngnathidae. Gene Ontology annotation, molecular function: DNA-binding transcription factor activity, RNA polymerase II-specific; RNA polymerase II cis-regulatory region sequence-specific DNA binding; protein binding. The record is from RefSeq and is a predicted model, not a curated record.